CUUACUUCUCACUUCUCACUUCUCAUCUUCAGCUCUCUCUCACUCUCUGGUCUCUCAUGUCUGCGCUCCACGCCACGGCUCGCUGCCUCUGCUCUCCGUCUCCCCUCUCUCACACAAUCUCACUCUCAACUCACUCUCACACUCACACAAUCUCACUCACAUCCUCACCGACCCGGCGACCCACUCUCAAGUCUCAAGCGCAGGAGUAUCAAUGGAGAAUGUUGCAGUAGUGAAGGGAGACAAACUCAUAUUAAGGGGUUUGAAGUUCCAUGGAUAUCAUGGGGUGAAGCCAGAAGAAAGGAAGCUGGGUCAGAAGUUCUUGGUGGAUGUUGAUGCCUGGUUGGACCUUCAGCCAGCUGGUAAAUCUGAUUGCUUGUCAGAUACUGUUAGUUAUACUGAUAUUUACCGAAUAGUUAAAGAAGUUGUGGAAGGGCCUGCACACAAUCUUCUAGAGUCAGUGGCUCAACUCAUUGCAUCUACCACUUUCACAAAGCACCCCCAGAUAUCUGCUGUUCGUGUGGUAGUCGGAAAGCCUCAUGUUGCAGUUCCUGGUUCUGUUGACUACUUGGGCGUUGAGAUUCUCAGAUACAGAAGUGUGGAUGCAUCAAACUGAACUUAUUAUUUGUACUUUUUUCAUUUUUCACCCAGCUGAACAGCUAUGUUUUUUAAGCAAAUACAUUGGUUGCUAUACAUCCAUAAUGGUUCUUUGACUGA
Molecule: messenger RNA, 714 nt
Organism: Quercus robur (English oak)
Lineage: Eukaryota; Viridiplantae; Streptophyta; Magnoliopsida; Fagales; Fagaceae
Product: dihydroneopterin aldolase 2-like
Exons: 3
Coding region: 212-613 (133 amino acids)
Biological process (GO): folic acid-containing compound metabolic process
Cellular component (GO): cytoplasm
Molecular function (GO): dihydroneopterin aldolase activity
Source: RefSeq, a predicted model, not a curated record